ACACACGGGCAUGGCCGGCAGAGGUACAACAUCGAGGGAAAGGGGGUUUCCCUACGUUCUCUUGGAUUUUUCUCACCUGGGGAAAUGUAAGAAAAUGAUGCUAACGUUUAUGAGAGAGACGAGGUGGGUGAGCUAAUAUGUCUUAUUGGAUCAACUUAUGCUGGGGAAAGUGACCAGCUUUCAAGCUGUUGUUGGAUGGAUGCCGGCUAAACAGCUCCAUAUGCCAGGCCCGUGCCUGUGUUUCCCUGCAAGAACUAAGAGCUGUAGGAAUUUUGUUUGCAAUUGGCAACUCCGCCUCCUGGCUUCCUCCCAUCUCUGGGGAAAGGGCAGCUCAGCCUGUUGCUUUUGGUCUCCAGGAACACAGGAUCGAAACCAGCUCCUGAGACUCUCACGAGUCUGUUUGAGCGACGAGAGAUUCUCCAUCGCCUGCACCUUGCAGACUCAUUCACACCAGUGCAAAGUGGGUGUACUGAGCUAUUGAUCCAGAAUAGCAGCAUUCUGGACCCAUUUUGCACCGGUGUAAAUGACAGCACAACAUGGUGCAGAAUCACCCCAGUGCCUGAUCUCAGCAUAUCUCCCAGAUGCUGAGACAGUUUGGAAGGGGAACAAUUUCCCAUGUUUCUCUUUGUGCAUCAGGCAGGGGUUGAGGACGGAGAGUUCAGGGUUUCAGGUAUGUGCUGUACUUGACAGUGGGCUGAGGAAGCGGUUACCAGGCUACCCUGGGGAGAAGAGAAGAGGACCUGCAAUAGCUGCAGAUGGAAUGAUUCGCUCUGCAGCUGUGGAGAGAGAACGGGGAAAAUAACAGAAAAAAUGAGCUUGGUUAAUUUAGGAUCUUUUCCCAGUAGGGGAGGGAUUGAAUCCUGUCCCACCCCUGGCUACAGGAAACAUCUCCCUGCUCAGCCCAGACCUCUGCCUCCAUAAACCAGGAAACUCUUUAACCAUUAGAGAAAAGUCCAUCCCUUCUCUUCGUUUCAGCCCCUGAAGCAAAGUCCAGGAGAGUUUUCACCUAACAGCUGAUUUUGUUCCAGCCGCAAAGGUUGGUUCCCCCAACCCACCGGUCACUCCAGCACCAGGAAGGACGGUGCAUCAGCACAGGCUGAGUAAGGUACGUCCCCAGAUUGGUUUCCUCUAGCUUUACGCACAGGCAGUGUCAGCCCGUCCCCUGCCCCCCUCCCAAAUUCCCCUGGGGACCAGCCACCCCCACACAUGGGGGCUUCUGUUUGUGCUUCCCCUGCCUCGGGGAGCAAGGGGCGGUGAGGGAGGGGUUGUGGCCCAUUGUCUGAUUUUAUGGGGAGGCUUUUCUGGGGAACCCUUUUGUUGAAUUGUCUGAGCGAUCCCACACACGGGUGUGGCCAGCAGAGGGAUAAAAUUGAAGGAAAGGGGGCUUUUCCCACUGUCUCUGACCUUUUUUUUUUUUUACAUUUUUUUACAUGGGACAAGGUGAAAAAAGUAAGAAAAUGAUGCUAAAUGCCAGGAGACUGUUGGCCCCUCACUGAAACUUCCUGGGGUGAUUUUUUUGGUCAGCCCUUUCCUGAUACCAAAAUAAUGGGGAAAGGCUGAAGAGGAGUCAGGAUCCUGAGACUGACAGUCCCUGGGGCCGAUGGGGAGAGGGCAACGCCCCAGGUCAGUGCGCUAGAUAGUGCCCCAGGCCAAUGAGGGAGUCAGGAGCCCACGGUCCAGUGCUCUGUGUGAGCUGGGGCUGGCUGAGCCAGGGCAGGGCAGAGCUAAGGAGACGGCAGUGGCCCGGGCUGAGCUGGGGGCAGAGCAGCAGCCCUGAGCCAGAAGAUCUGGCAUUGGGGAGCUGGGGCAGCGCAGGCCAGCCAUGUGGAUGGGGAGCCAGGCCCAAGCUGCAGCUGAGAGCUGCGGCGCCAGAGCCGGGAAAGCAGAAGCCAGGAAAGUUCCCCACGACUGCAGGACCAUCCUCUGCUUACAUAACCUUUAUGAGAGAGCUGAGGUGGCUGAGCGAAUAUAUUUAUUGCUGGCCAACUUCUGUUGGGGAGAGAGACGAGCUUUCGAGCGGCUGUCGGAUGGCUGCCUGCUAAACAGCUCCACAUGUCAGGACCUCGCCUGUGUUUCCUUGCAAGAGUUAAGGGCUGGAGGAAUUUUCUUGGCAGUUUAGUGCCUCAGAGCCAGCCCCGCUUCCCAGAUUCCUCCCCUUUCUGGGGAAGGGGCUGCUCAGACUAUUGCUUUCGGUUUCCAGGAACACAGGAUCCCAAUCAGUUCCUGAGACUUUCACGGAGCUCCCUGUGAAUCAGACAGGGCUGUCUGAGCGAUGAAAGAUUCUCCAUUGCCUGCACCUUGCAAACUCAGUCACUCCCAUGAAAAGCAUAAGUACAACACUUUGACCCAGACUAGCAUCAUUCUCGACCCAUUUUGCACUGGUGUAAAUGACAACACAACAUGGUGCAGAAUCAGCCCAGUGCCUGAUCUCAGCAUAUCUCCCAAAGGGGGAGACAGCUUGGAAGGGAACAAUUUCCCAUGUUUCUCUUUAUGCACCAGGCAGGGGUUGGGGGCAGGGAGUUCGGGUUUUCAGGUAUGUGCUCUACUUGACAGUGGGCUGAGGAAGGAGUUACUAGGCUGCCCUGGGGAGAAGAGAAGAGGGCCUGCAAUGGCUGAGGAUGGAAUGAUUUGCUCCGCAGCUGUGGGGAGAGAACGGGGUUAGUCUAGGAUCUUUUCCCAGAAUGGGAGGGACCGAAUCCUGUUCCACCCCAGGCUACAAGAAACCUUUCCUUGCUCAGCCCUGACCCGUGCUCACUAAAACUGAAAACUCUUUAAUCAUUAGAGAAAAGCCAGUCCCUUCUCUUCGUUUCAGCCCCUGAAGCAAAGUCCUGGGGAGUUUCCUCCCGCAGCUGAUUUGGUUCCAGCAACUUUAUCAAAAUAAGGUCGUUUCAAGAAAGCCCUGUGGAUAUUUUCACAACUAAUUGUUUUGAAAUUUUUGUUAUAUGGGAAAUUUCAAAAAUUUGAACUUUUUGUUCUGAUUUGGGACAAAUAGAAAUUUUGAAAUGUCAGAAUUUCCUGCCGAAUGGAAAUUCUGAGUUUCAGCCAACUAGCAAACGCUGAAUGAAAUUUCCCUUUUUCCUCUUCAUCCUCUGGGCCAGAUGACAUCUUUCAAAUCUCUCAUGGAGUCUAUGGAGUCUCUCUCUGCACUCAUGAAGGACGAGAAUAUAGAGUUAGACCCAAAGGCAUUGUUCAAUGCAGCUAUACAAGUAUAUGAAAAAUUCAUGCAUCUCUUCAAAGAUGGAAGCCCUAAGGUAGCUGCUUUGGAAGCUCAGGAGGCGCUGGAGUCAUCUAUCUAUCCCUAUUAUAAUGUAAUGGCAGGCAAUUGUAUUAUGUAUAUCACUGUAACUGAAUUACUUGUGUAUGCAAAGGAAGUAGAAUGUUAACUUCAGAGCAAGGGUCAUUGUGUUCAACAAUGGAAGUUCACAACUCAGGCUGCAGCUGCUACUCAUCAAAACUCAUGUGGGUGAAGACAUUGUUCAGAUUUUCUUCUGUGAGCAGGAUCUAUAAAUAUUGGUUUGAGGAAAUGAUCCUGUAUCUCUGAACUGUUUGGACACUCACAAGGGAGCACUCCAGAUGCAAGACAGAGAUCCCCAAAAUUAUUUUGGGUACCCUGAGAGACUUAUGCAAAACUAGCAGAUUACUACAUCUCUGCUGUCAUUUUGGAUUUACAAUCUUAGACUCACCUGUUCAUGUAAUUAACCUGCUUUAACCUCUCAAUAAUGUUCAUUUCUUUUCUUAGCUAAUAAACUUUUAGUUUACUAGAGAAAUAGGCUGCCAGCGUUGUCUUUGGUGUGAGAUCGAGAGUAUCCAUUGAUGUGGGAAAGAUGGCAUUACCAAGAGGUGCUUUGGAUGGUAGAUUUCAGGAUACCGAUUUUAAUCUCUCCACUAUGCCCAAAGAGGAUCUCAAAGAGCUAAAGGCUGCUGCUGAAAGAGGGAAUCUUUCAGAAAUGGUUUCUAAAGUGCAAGAAUCCCUAGAGCAGUUGAAAAACAUGAAGCUCAACAUCGCCAUCACAGGGGAGUCGGGAUGUGGGAAAUCAUCCUUCAUCAACGCCAUGCUGGUUCUGGAUGAUGAUGACGAAUAUGCAGCCAAGGUUGGCGUGACAGAAACGACAAUGGAGCAAACUCCUUAUCCUCAUCCCAAACACCCAAAUGUUACCAUAUGGGACCUUCCGGGAAUCGGGACACCGAGUUUCCGGCCUGACAGCUACCUCCGGCAGGUCAAUUUUGCCUACUAUGAUUUUUUCAUUAUCAUUGCUUCUGAGCGGUUCAAAUCCACCCACCUUUACCUGGCCCAGGAGAUCCAAAGGAUGGGGAAGAAAUUUUACUUUGUGCGCUCCAAGGUUGACAUAGACUUGCAAAAUGAAAAAAGAAAGAAAAACUUCAGUGAGGAGACCACCCUGCAGAAAAUCAGAGACGAUUGCAUGACGAGGUUGCAGGGAGCAGGGAUGAGCUCCCCGCGGGUUUUCCUUGUCUCCAGAUGGGAGUUUGGCAAGUACGAUUCUCCCCAACUGCAGGAAACUCUGGCAGAUGAGCUUGACUCUCACAAGAGUCACGUUUUCCUUCUUUCCCUGACCAGUAUUUCCAGACCCAUCCUGGAAAGGAAAAAGAAAGCCCUGCAGGAUCAGAUCUGGAAACACGCCCUGGUAUCCUGCAUCAUUUCUGCACUUCCUGUUCCAGGUCUUUCUUUUGCUUGUGAUGUUUGUCUAUUGAGGCACUGCAUGGCAAGUUACCGCAAGAACUUUGGUUUGGAUGAUGACUCCCUGGUUAAGCUUUCCAAGAUGGUUGGGAAGCCCUUCGCAGACUUGAAGGCAGUGAUAAAGUCUCCACUAGAAGAAGAAAUGUCACACAAUUUUAUUGUACAUCUUCUGGGCAAGGCUGAAGAUCAUUACAUGACGUUAACUGCGAGCUUCUUGCUUAAGAUAUUGCCUUUGGGUACCCGUGUAACAUACGCCACCCUGCAGCGCUGUCUAAACGAUGUUGCUGAAGAUGCCGAAAGGGUCCUGACCAAAGCUUUCGAGGUAGAAGAGAAAAACUAAAUGUAACCCCAUCAAAAGUUGGGUACUGCCCAGGCAAAGAGAUCAGAUGCCGAAGGCCCCAUCCACUGGAGAAAAGGCAGCAUCUCAAACCGGAUACCACUAUGGAAAACGUAUUGGAUUUGAGGCACAUGCAGUGCGUGUGAACUCUUUGACUACAGCACUCACGCUUUCUGUUCAAGCAGCAGGAACGUAGGAAUACAUACAGGACCCGUCUGUCAGUCAUACAGGACCGCUGGGUCCAUCAGCUCCAGUAUCCCGUAUAAGCAGGGAUGCAAAUUGAGUGCUACUAGAGCACAAACAUACCAGGAGGGGGGUUUCUGCUUUCUUACACUGUGCUCUGUUUUCUAUUCCCUUCUUUGUGGCUUCUCCUCUUGAUUAGCAAGGGGAGUGGCAGGUGGUCCCAAACACGGGUGGGAUUCUGAACAUGGGGGAUGUUACUAAUCUAGGCCAGUUCCCCUGGAGUGGUGGUGUACGAAAUGCCGAAGUGGACAGAGGGUGCAUGGCAAGAAAUAGGGGUUGAUGGUGGAGGUGAACUGGCAUCUGGGAGCUGGAUGGGCAGAUCAAUAAUCGGGAGUGAUCAUCUGUAGAGCCUGUGGUGCAUUAAGGACUCCAUUGGAAUUGUAAGCUAUCACUUUAAGAGCGGGUGGGGGGUACCGCUGUCCUGCUUGCAGCUAAGGGGCUCUGUAUUAAAGUGUGAGAGAACAGUCAGUUUGCAGACAGCCAGUUUAAAGCAAGGUUGGAUGUGCUGUGCCUGCUUGUUUAAGGCAGCCUGAUUCCUGGGUUCCUGUGUGUUCUGAGAUUGAAGAAACAAAGUUACGCCGAUUUUCUUUAUCUAACUUCUCUCUGUGUGUGCUGUGAACACAACAGAGCCCAGGGCUUGAGAUGUUUGCUUGGUGCUCAGAGGACACUGAAGGCUAACGUCCUGUUUUCUAGCUCAGGUUCAAUGCCAGCUCAUGUUCUCAUCAUUGAAAUCAGGACUGUUAGGGUAUGCCUGUGACAGUCUGAAUCCGUACGUUCUCCAUUUUUACAAACCUAUGAUAAAUUUAGUACAAAGUCUGCCUUGUGAGGGAUCAUCUGAAAACUCAUAAUCUGCUGAUUAUUAUUGUCCCGGUGAAAUAUGUGUGGCAACACUGUAUGUGAAAUUAUAAGAUUCUACUAUAUGACAAUACUUAUUUCAAGUUUAGAAAAGGAGGCAGAAAUCAGUUCUUCAGAGACAAAGACAAACUGACGCCUCAACCAGUUGUCAACUAAACCAAAUAAACUAUCACCUGGCUAAGCAGCCCUUCUUUGGAAGGAAGGAGAGAGCGAUUGAAAUCUACAUGUGAGAAAGGACUCAGAUAUCCGGGCUCCCAGAGCCCAGCUGGAAAUGACUCUUGGACAAGAGAGAGGGCUAUAAAGGGACACAGCAAUGGCCCCAAGUGACCUCUCUCCCCUCACCUCUACUCACGGCAUCAACAAUGUAUGAAAGACAAAGGAAACAUCCUUGAACUGGGGGAGAGGUCCUGCCUGAGGGAACUCAGCCAGCCUGCUGUAUGCACAUGGUGAGAGAGACCUUUUUGCUUUAAAUUCACUUAGCUCAUUAAGUGAGGUAUUAGCCUGUGUUUUACCUUUUAUUUCUUUGUAACCAAUUCUGACUUUUAUGCCCCAUUACUUGUAGUCCCUUAAAAUCUUCCUUUCUGUAGUUAAUAAACUUAUUGUGCUGUUU
Molecule: messenger RNA, 6741 nt
Organism: Chelonia mydas (Green sea turtle)
Lineage: Eukaryota; Metazoa; Chordata; Testudines; Cheloniidae
Product: interferon-inducible GTPase 5
Exons: 2
Coding region: 3825-5036 (403 amino acids)
Cellular component (GO): membrane
Molecular function (GO): GTPase activity; GTP binding
Source: RefSeq, a predicted model, not a curated record